UCCGAGGGGAGAACGGUGAAACGACACAAGUAGAAGCAUAUACUUAAACUAGAUAGCUGGCAUAAAAUAAAAAUAUUAAUCAACAAUUAUUCAAAACCACCCGCCUGUACAACUCCGGGAGGGAAGAGCGACCUUAAGCACACGACCGACAAGCACUCCAACCCCGGGGUUCAACGGCGGGACGGUAGCGAAUAAUUAAUAACCAUUGUUAACCUUACUGUAAAUAUUUAUUCAGGUUCUGAAACUCGUGUGUUGCAAUUGGUGUAUACCACUCCCAAAUGUUUUGGUGGCCCUUAAAAACAAACAAGAUAGGACACCACUAAUUACCAUUUUUUCUUGCAGCAUUCUCAUUGGUCCAAUCCAGCCAAUCACGAACAAGGAACCUAACAUGUAAAUAAACUGCACAAUUGUGUCUUUUGCACUUGCACCAUGUUCUUUAUUACUGAUGCAUGAAAUCCUGGCUGACUAAGGUAAGUCAACUAGGACAACAGAGGAAAUAGCAAGCAGGAAAACGAGAUAGACCUAAAGACAAACCAAUGUCCAGGCAGCUAAAACAGUACGUUAUUAAUGCCAGAACCUAACUAAACAGCAUGAUGGACUUUGAAGUAAAAUACGGCCUUUGUGUUUGUUUGCUGUCAGCGGUUUUCUUCAAGUUUGUUAAAACUGUGUUGGUGUACGUUGGACCUCCAAAAUCAAUGUUAAAGGAUGUACAGAUAUGGAAUAACAUCAGUGUUUCGUGCAUCCAUGCUUUCAUUUGCUCUGUGGGUGUGAUUUGCAGUUUCGUGUUGUACCCAGAUGAAUUCAAAGAUCUUUCCUUACAAGGCAAUACAUUCAUCUAUCUUACUGUGUGUAUGUCUGUUGGGUACUUUAUCUAUGAUACUUUGGAUAUACUGCUUCAAAAGAACAAGUCUUCGUUAUUUGUCAUGUUGAGUCACCACGCCGUUGUCAUCGGUUUGUUUUCGCACAACAUCCUACUGAAGCUGUGCCUGCCCUACACUAUUGUAGGUUUGCUUGCAGAAGUCAACUCGGUGUUUCUGCAUCUACGCAAGUUACUGCAAAUGGCCAACAUGUGGACGUCAAGAGAGUACGCAUUUAUAGUGAUGCUCAAUUUGUUCACGUUUGUGGUGUUCCGAGGUUGGGCCAUCUGGUGGUCGGGAUAUACUGUGUUGUUUGACCUCUACGGAAAAGUGCCUCUUCCAUCUUACGUCUUUGUGUGUCUAACGACUGUCGCUAUAGACCUCGUCAACAUCAAAUUCUUUUGGAAAAUCCUCAAGAACGAUUACUUGAAAAAACCAACCAUCGUGAGAUCUGAACUGCUUAAUGGAGUCUGUAUUGAUGUUACACGUGAGAAAAUCCAAUAACGUUUUAUCACGUGCGUUCUAACUCGCCUAUAAAAGGCACUCAGCGAUACAAACAUGAAAAAGUGGUUUUAUAACAACAUGAAAAGCAAUUUGGUUGCCAAGCAACUGAUUUUAUUCGUACACUGACGUCUAUAAACAGCUAUGUAAAGA
Messenger RNA from Gigantopelta aegis, 1511 nucleotides. RefSeq names its product TLC domain-containing protein 2-like. Gene Ontology annotation, cellular component: plasma membrane. Gene Ontology annotation, biological process: phospholipid homeostasis; plasma membrane organization; regulation of membrane lipid distribution. Lineage: Eukaryota; Metazoa; Mollusca; Gastropoda; Neomphalida; Peltospiridae. The record is from RefSeq and is a predicted model, not a curated record. The transcript is spliced from 5 exons. Bases 591 to 1361 code for a protein of 256 amino acids.